AUGGUUUUAUUUCCAAUAACUGAUCUUCGACGAGUUUUAUUAUUAGUUAUUAUUAUAUUAUCUUAUCUUAUUAUUAAUUUAGUUUCAUUUCGAGGAAAUUCAUCGAUAAAAUAUGUUGCUUUUCCAAUUCGUUUUGGUUUUAUUCAAAGUAGUCAAUCAUUAGAAAUAAUAUAUUUGAUAGUUAAUGUAUUUGCUGAUCUUAUUAUUAUACUUGAGAUAAUUAAUCUUGAUCGAUUACAAUUUGAUAUAAUGUUUCUUCCUGCUGCUCUUCUUUUAUCUAUUUUUAGUAAGUUUAAAUAAAAAGAAAAAACUGAAAGUAUUCUUUUAGUUCUAUAUCUAUGAUCAAUAUUGUGUAGUGUCUCUUUAAUAUAGUAAUAAUAAUCCAUUAGAGUUUUCUUGAUUAGUCAUGGUGGAAUAGUCUUGUUGGUCUCUUAUAAUGACAAUAGUUUGUUUGUUUUUUUAGACGAAUUGCUUUCGUUGUUGAUAUGAUAUUAUCUCCAUGAAAUAAUCAAAGAUUAAAAAUGAAAAUGUUAUUUGAAAAAUUUUUUAAAAACGUUAAUUAAACAUAAAAAUAAUUUUCUUUUUUUAUUUAUGAAGUUUAAAAGAAAAAAAAAAAUUAUUUGUUUGCUCGAUCUAUAUGUCGAUUGUCGAUGUCUUCUAUUCCAUCAUCGAUUAAUUCACCACCGUUUUUUCCAUAACCUCAAAUAAGACACCAAAUCUAUAAUAAAGUCAAUAAAUAAAUUUUCGAUAUAAUCAACAAUAGAAUUGUCAAUAUUCGAAUAAUUAUUCUAAUUAACCAAAAUAGAAUUUCAAUGAUUAUUUUUCGCAUGUUCCAAUGCAAUAUCGAGGUGAAUAUCCAUGACGAGAAUAUAAUAACAAUGGUGGGUGUGGGUGUGGGUGUGAGUACGGGUGUAGAUGAGGAGGCGAUAGCAUACUCACACCCACAUCCACCCACAACGAUAAUACUACAAUUUCAUUGAACAAAAUUCGCUUAUUUUCUCCAUGUGAUGACAGUGAAGCAAAUCAGAAUUUCAGGACGCUUUGAAAAAUCUCAAAUGGAUCCCAUUUAACAGAUCACGAGCAAGUAGAAAAUGAAUCAAAUAAUUUUCUGGUGAUGUUAGAAUUUCUAACACUGUACAUGUCAUCAUAUUUUUGAAUUUGUCCCACGUGCGUUUAUGGCCAACUCACCUUACUUCAACCUGUUGUGUUGGUGUCGAGAGAAAAAGAACGGGAGAACAGAACAUAGCGGAAUCAGAGAUACGCACGAGCACAAAGAACAGAAUCAAACAUUUUAUUCACAAACAAGACUGUGGUCAUAGCAUUGAGUGUUUUUCUCUUUCUUCAUCAUAGGAGUGGCACAUUUACUUUACUUUUUACUAGUGAAGUAAAAGUAAAGUGCCAUCUCUACUUCGUCAACGGUUUUCUAUUCACGCCUUUCUCAUUGAUCUCUGCUUCGAUACAUGAGGUGAGCUGCUGUCAUGCUGCAGGAAAUUUAUUUCCAGAUUUUAUCAAACACUGUCGCUCGUCUCCUCAUUUACAGAGAUGGCAAGAGCAACGGCGUCAAAUCAAUGUUCGAUGUGCGAGAAGAACGAAGCACAAUACAACUGUGAGGGAUGUAAAAGGCUCUUUUGCGUCAAACAUUUCAACGAGCAUCAUCAACAACUGUCGAAGCAGUUCGAUGAUGAAGUAGUGGGAUCUCAUGAUGGACUACUCGAACAAAUCCACAACGCACAGCAAUCGAAUGGCUUUUUCAUUCGUCUUUUCCUCGAAAUUGGUCAAUGGGAAAAUGCAAAGAUCAUAAAAGUUCAAGAAGCCGCCGAAAGAGCUCGUCAACAAUUGACUGAUCUGAUCCAUAACUCGAGGGAGAAACUGACAGAGCAGUUUAAAACUUUCACAGAGCGAAUUCGUACCGCGCACAAUGACAAAAACUACAACGAAGACGUUAUCAAACAAUUUCGACAGCAGAUCAAUGAGUUGCAUCAAUCACUGAAAGCACAAACUCUGAACAUGAUUGUCGUUUUGAAGGAUGAAAUCGAUUGGAAUCAUCUGAUCUCCAUCGAGAAAAGAAGCGAGCGAAAACGUCAGUCAAAAGAAAAAAAUGUCGCAGAAGAGCUGAUUUGAGAACGAUGAGUCUCUGUAUGAGAGAGUCGCACCAUUAUCUCAGCGAAAAGUAGUUAAUUCGAACAUUUGAGUUGAUUGAGAUACUUGCGAUCAGUGAAGAUCAACGUCGAAAUUGAGUGUUAAGAUUCAAAUGUCGACUGUAAUCGAUUUGUGAGUAAGGGAACGACAAACACGCUGAUCGACAUUUGCAUGGGUUCAUUUGUUCGAUUUGAAUCCAUCGAUGACUUCCUAUCGACGUGAAUGGGUGUAGCUUUGAUUUUUCGAUCUCGUCAAAUAUUACCCUGAUGAAAGACUCGAAGUUUUCUUAUCAAGGUCCUGCUCUUUCCUGUUAAGAUCUGAGCAAGAUUGUGCUGGAAGACCAAAUAGGAUCCUGAUGAAACUUGAUAGGGACUUGUGACCAAAAAUUUUCAAGUUUUGUUAAGAUUUUCGUAAAAUUCUACUGCAGGAUCUUGUGAAGAUCGUACGAUAAUCCUAACCAAACUUGACAUUUUUUGGUCAAAAGUUCCUAUCAGGUUUAGAUCGAAUCUUCUGUAAGAUCUUAUAGGAUCCUAAAUAAUUUUUUAUAAAAAAAACAAACUGAAAACUUCCAGAUUUCUUGGGAACGUCUUACGCUUUCUGUUUAGGAUCUAGCUAUGCAAAUUCUAUUUAGGAUCUUGCGAGGAUUUCUUUCUGUCAUAAGUUCGAUGAGACGGAUCUGAACACACUUACUUCAUUUUGACGAUAGACGCUUUAGACAAAUACGAUAUAGUAAUGUGCCUUUUCUCUCCUGUGCAGACCAGGUGAUUCAAGGGCUGGACGGUACCCCCAUUCUACGAGAAAUAGGUUACCUCCACAAAGUAAAGAGAAACGCUUUCGCUCAGAACAUUCCGUGUCUAACCCAAAACCUUCUACCCAAACAAAGCGAAAUGGAAAAUGAAUAAAGAAAGAUUGAUAAGAUUUCUUUUUCGCUCCGAGGAGUCUUCCGACAGUAGUGGAUUUUUUCCCGCGGAACUUAUUCAAUUUCAAAGACAAAUGCAUGAAGCAUUUUUUCGUCAACAAGCAGAAAUGAAAAAUGAAUAAAGAGAGAUUAAGCAGAUUUCUUUUUUCAUCCCGAGCUGAGUGGUUUUACACGUGAUUCAGUUGCACAAUGACUUGAGCGCAGGCUAAUUCUUGUUUUAUUCAAAGAGAAUACAGUGCAAUGAGAUGAAGACUAUGUACUCAUAUGAAACAGAGUAAUGCUUGUAAGAUUUUCUCAAGAUGUAUUUUCGUGAUACACGACAUUUUUCCUCUGAAAAAGAUAUUUUUCGCGAAAUAACUUCGAGUUUUUUUGUAUAGUCCGUGUGAUUUGUCGAUCAGCAUGUACAAACCGAAAGAACCGUUAUAUAAAUAGUUCUGUAGUGUGAUUAAUACCUGUAACAAUUACCUGAUUUUAACCAUAUUCAGGGUGUUAACGAAGGUUGUUUGUUAAAAUCUGUAGAAAUUGGAAGCAGCUAUUUCUCUAAAUCCAGCAAAGCCCUCUCAAAAUCUAGGAAGCAUCGAUUCAGGUACUUGUUUAUUUUUGUAUGUAUACCUAUCAUAGUAGUUCUGACCACUAAAUUGAGAGCAUUAGUGUAAGAGUAAGAAACGAGACAAUUAUGUCUUUGCGGAUGCGUAACGUGAUAGCAGCCACAGAGAAGAAAUCGUAAACCGUACACAUCCACAAUAGCCAGGAAAAAAUGAUUUAUUUUGUAGAAGACAAAAUGCAAACAAGUUGUCGAGGAGAUACGAGAUAGCAACAACAUAGGACUAGCACAAACGUUGAUAAAAAAAGUCAGCAAACAAUGACAUUUUCUGAACGACAAAGUGUCGUGUUCCGCGUUGUGUAGUAAGAAAAAGACUAAAACCGCAAUAUAGAUCCUAGAGUAUCUUAUACCGUUUUAUCUAAGCAAGAUCUUAUAGGAUCUUGAAAGAACUUUGGUCUGAUAAAUGAUGAACGGAAUCUUGAUAGGAUCUUGCGCAGGAGCUUCAAUAUUUCUUGAUGUAUUCUUAGUGUUAGGAAAUUUUUAGAUCUUGACCAAAUCCUGCUGGUUUCUUGUGUAGUUCUUAAUAAGAGGAUAGGGCCAGAGAUCUUCAGGAUCUUGCAUAAAUCUGGGCACAAUCCUAGAGAUUUAGGAUCUUGUAAGAUCUUGACAGGAAACAUCUAAGAAGGCGUAGGAAUGAAAUUCGAGAACGAUGCCGAAGAGAAGCCAAAUCUUGUCGUUGACGAGAAAAAUGGGUGGCUAUGGUGUGUACGGUUUACGAUUUCUUCUCUGUGGGUGCUAUCACGUUACGCAUCCGCAAGGACAUGAUUGGCUGGU
Rotaria sp. Silwood2 is the source of this 4436-nucleotide messenger RNA. Lineage: Eukaryota; Metazoa; Rotifera; Eurotatoria; Philodinida; Philodinidae. The record is from the annotation of a GenBank genome assembly.